Molecule: messenger RNA, 1276 nt
Organism: Scaptodrosophila lebanonensis
Lineage: Eukaryota; Metazoa; Arthropoda; Insecta; Diptera; Drosophilidae
Gene: Odc1
Product: ornithine decarboxylase 1
Exons: 8
Coding region: 45-1223 (392 amino acids)
Cellular component (GO): cytoplasm
Molecular function (GO): ornithine decarboxylase activity
Source: RefSeq, a predicted model, not a curated record
UCAGCAUUGCGGUCGUUGCCGUAGCCCCCUAAUCUAUAGCGAAAAUGUGCGAGAAUUACACAAUAAACUACUACGAGAAUGUCCUCGACAUUAAACAGAUUAUAGAGCAGACCAAUCUGCAGUGCAUGGAUGAGGCCCUAAACAUAUGUGAUCUCAGCGGAAUUGAGCGAAAGUAUCAGCUCUGGCAAAGCCUGUUGCCUCGCAUAACACCCUACUAUGCGGUCAAGUGCAAUGACGACCCAUUGGUUGUAAAAACUCUGGCCAACUUGGGUGUUGGCUUCGAUUGUGCGUCGAAAAAUGAAAUCAAGCAGGUGCUUAGCAUGGCUGUGGACCCCGAGCGGAUUAUAUUUGCCAAUCCCUGUAAGCCUGUUAGCCAUUUGGAGUACGCACAACAGCAAGGAAUAACAACCGGCACUGUGGACAAUGAGUUUGAGAUUUACAAGCUCUUUAAACACUAUCCCUCUUCAAACUUGGUGGUACGUUUUCGUAGCGAGGCAAAGGCCGCCCAAUGCCCUCUUGGAGAUAAGUUUGGCUCCGAAGACGUCUCAACAUUGAUGCUGCUGGCAAAAAGUCUAGACUUAAAUGUUACCGGCACUAGUUUCCACGUGGGAUCCGGUUGUAGCGAUUUUCCGGCUUACGAACGCGCCAUUAAAACGGCCAAAAAUAUUUUUAAGUUUGGAGAGUUGCUGGGAUACGAUAUGGAUUUGCUGGACAUAGGCGGCGGUUUUUCUGGUGACAACGAUGACAACUUUAAGGAGAUAGCGACCAUUGUGGACCAGGCUGUACAAAAACAUUUUCCCGAAGAGUCAAUAAAAAUAAUAUCGGAGCCCGGACGUUUCUUUGUGUCCGCGGCCUACACACUGGUGUGCAAGAUCCAUGCAAAGCGCGAAGUUCGAAACAAGGACGGCAAGUUGGACACCAUUAUGUACUAUCUAAACGACGGGGUGUACGGCUCCUUCAAUUGCAUACUUUACGACCACCAGGUGGUGACGGCGCAGCACUAUUUGGAUGAUGACACUGACUUGCCAAUGUUUAAGACCCUCAUAUGGGGACCCACUUGUGAUGCGCUGGAUAAGAUUUCGGAGGAACUCUAUUUGCCCAACUUAAAUAGAGGGGAUCUGCUCGGUUUUCCAAACAUGGGGGCAUACACGGUGCCCGUGGCCAGUCCUUUCAAUGGCUUCCUGCAGCCCAAGACACUCUACUUCCAAUGUCGCGCUAUAUGACUGAAAAAGCUAUACUCAUAUCCGAAUAAAAACAUAUGCCGUUUAGUAACCAA